Molecule: messenger RNA, 2319 nt
Organism: Dipodomys spectabilis (banner-tailed kangaroo rat)
Lineage: Eukaryota; Metazoa; Chordata; Mammalia; Rodentia; Heteromyidae
Product: piwi-like protein 4
Exons: 18
Coding region: 1-2319 (772 amino acids)
Biological process (GO): regulatory ncRNA-mediated gene silencing
Cellular component (GO): P granule
Molecular function (GO): protein binding; piRNA binding
Source: RefSeq, a predicted model, not a curated record
AUGGACCUGGGUAUCUGUAUCCGAGAGAAACUGGCACAUGUGAAAGACUGUAAAACAGGUUCGAGUGGAGUACCUGUGACUCUGGUUACAAAUCUCUUCAAUUUAGAUAUUCCCCAAGACUGGCAGCUAUACCAGUACUAUGUGACAUACAAUCCAGAUAUCAAAUCUAGAAGGCUGAGGAAUGCUUUGCUUUAUAAUCACAGUGUCCUUGCUAACAAAGCAAAAGCAUUUGAUGGAGCUAUCCUUUUUCUCUCAGAAAAGCUAGAAAAAAAGGUCACAGAACUGUCAAGUAAAACUCACAGAGAUGAGACCAUAAAGAUGACUAUCACUUUAAUGUGUGAACUGCCCUUACGCUCUCCUGUAUGCAUCCACUUCUUCAAUAUCAUCUUCAAAAAGAUAUUAAAACAGUUGUUCACAUGCCGGAUUGGACGGAACUUCUAUAAGCUCUCAGAGGCAGUGGAAAUUCCCCAGCACAGAUUAUCCCUUUGGCCUGGGUUUGCCAUUUCUGUGUCACAUUAUGAAAGCAGCCUCCUGUUUAGUGCUGAUGUGAAUUAUAAAAUCCUCCGGAAUAAAAGUGUUCUGGAGCUUUUGACUGAUCUUGAGCACAGCGCUGGCAUGUCUGAAUUCACCCAGAUAUGUGAGAAACAACUUAUAGGGCGUGUUGUCCUUACAAGAUACAAUAACAGAACCUACCGCAUUGAAAACAUCAACUGGUCGCUGAAGCCGGUGCACACCUUCCGGAGGCGAGACGGCUCAGAGAUCUCCUAUGUGGAUUAUUACGUGCAGAGAUACGGUAUUACUUUAUCUGACCUGAAUCAGCCAGUGCUUGUUAGUCUGCUGAAAAGCAAGAGAAAUGACAACACUGAACCUCAGAUUGUCCACCUGAUACCUGAGCUUUGCUUUCUAACAGGCCUGACUGCCCAAGAAGUCUUUGACUUUGAACUGAUGGAGACCAUGGCUGCAGAAAUGAGACUUAGUCCUUUGGGCAGGCAGCAGCACUUGGACAGGCUGGCUGACAACAUCCAGAGAAAUGAAUCUGCUCGAUUUAUGCUAGAGACCUGGGGACUAAACUUUGGAAGCCAAGUAUCUCUGACAGGCCGGAUUCUGCCUUCAGAAAAAAUAUUAAUGCAAGACCACAUAUGUCAACCUGUGUCUGCUGCUGAUUGGUCCAAGGAUAUACAAACCUGCAAGAUGCUAAAUGCACCUUCUUUGAAUAAAUGGUUGAUUUUAUGUAGUAACAGAACUGAGAAAGUGAUCCAGAGUUUUCCGAGGUGUUUGAGAAGAGUUGGAAGUUCCAUGGGAUUUAAUGUGGACUACCCUAAAAUCAUAAAAGUUCAAGACAAUGUAGCUGCAUUCAUUAGAGCUAUUCAGUUACAUGUUGACCCCAGUGUUCAAUUGGUGAUGUGCAUUCUGCCUUCCAAUCAAAACUAUUAUGAUCACAUUAAAAAAUACCUGUGCUGUGACUGCCCAGUCCCAAGCCAGUGUGUGCUAGCUGAGACCUUGAGCAGAUCAGAGAUAAUGAUGAGCAUUGCCUCCAAGAUUGCCAUGCAGAUGAUCUGUAAGCUCGGAGGGGAGCUGUGGGCCGUCGAGAUUCCAUUAAAGUCCCUGAUGGUGGUUGGUAUUGAUCUCUGUAAAGAUGUCAUCAACAAGGAGGUGGUGGCGGUUGGAUUUGUGGCCAGUGUUAACCCCAGAAUCACCAGGUGGUUUUCCCGCUGCAUCCUCCAGAAAACAAACACCAAUAUUGCGGACUGUUUAAAAAUCUUCAUGACUGGAGCACUGAAAAAAUGGUUCAAGUACAACCACUAUUUGCCAGCAUGGAUAAUCGUGUAUCGAGAUGGUGUCGAGGAUGGCCAGCUAAAAACAAUUCUUGAAUGUGAAGUCCCGCAACUGCUGAGCAGCAUCAGAGAAUCCAGUCCAAGUUCCAGGUAUUUAUUGCUGUCCAUGGUCGUGGUCAGGAAGAGGUGCAUGACCUGGUUCUUGACAAAAGUGGGUUACACCCUUAAGAACCCUAUUCUGGGCACUGUCGUGGAUUCAGAAGCAACACAUCCUGAGUGGUAUGACUUUUAUUUGGUCAGUCAGACUGCCCAUAAUGGAACCAUUAACCCCACCUACUAUAAUAUCAUCUAUGAUGACAAUGGCUUGAACCCUGACCACAUUCAGAGACUGACAUUCAAACUCUGCCAUCUGUACUACAACCGGCAGGGUCUGAUCAGUGUCCCAGCACCAUGCCAGUACGCACACAAGCUGACCUUUCUGGUGGCAGAAAGCAUCCACAAGGAGCCAAGCUUGGGCCUGGCUGAUUGUCUCUUCUACAUCUGA